Molecule: messenger RNA, 957 nt
Organism: Dovyalis caffra
Lineage: Eukaryota; Viridiplantae; Streptophyta; Magnoliopsida; Malpighiales; Salicaceae
Source: the annotation of a GenBank genome assembly
AUGGACGAUGGGGAGUUAGAUUAUUCAAACCAAGAAUUGUUUCUGAGUCCGAAUAUGGAUGACAUUCCAAGCAGUUGUUCUUUUGGUUUCUUGGAUGACCUGCUAAUGAACGACACUCAUGCUUGUAGUCAUACACACACAUGCAAUCCUUCUGGUCCUGAUAAACCUCAUACACAUGUUUGUGUUCACUCGCAUACAAGAAUUUUGCCCCCUUCUGAGGACAAGGCUACGAGUGAUGAUACUGCUGAGUCCACGGAGAAAAAGUUGAAGAAACGGCCGUUAGGCAAUAGGGAGGCUGUCCGAAAGUAUAGGGAGAAGAAGAAGGCAAAGGCUGCAUCUUUGGAGGAUGAAGUUAAGCAUUUGCGAGCUUUGAACCAGCAGUUACUUAAGAGGCUGCAAGGACAUGCUGCAUUGGAGGCAGAGGUUGCAAGGCUCAAGUGUUUACUUGUGGACAUCAGGGGGAGGAUCGAAGGGGAGAUUGGAUCUUUUCCAUAUCAGAAAUCGGCCAAUAAUGUGAAUUUGACCAAUUUUCCUGGUCCUCUUGUGAUGAAUCCAUGUAAUAUACAGUGUGAUGGUCAGGUUUCUUGCCAGCGUCCUGGGUUGGAUGGCAAAAGCGGAGAAGGUGCGGCCUUGAAUGGACAAGGUUUUAGCAGUUGUGAAUUUGAGAACCUCCAGUGUAUGGAAUAUCAGAAUUUAGGAAUGAGAGACUCACCUGGGUGUAACCUUGGGAAUGUAGCAAUGAAUGGCAAUUCUUCCAGUACAAAUAAGAGGAAAGUUAUAUAUGAGGUCAAGGAGGGCUUGCGGAGAACCAGUAAGUUGAAGAACUGUCAAACUAAGGUCAGCCUUUUCAGUGAGGAUGCAUGUGCUUCAACUAAGUACUUUGUUGAGUGGCAGCAUCAGCUUCAUCAAGAUGCUUUGUUGGGUUUGGUGUUGGGUUACUCUGCUGUAGCUGCCUAG